AUGGUUGCCUACUACAAUAUCGCUGGCCGCAAGAUUGGCUCCCACGUGCUCACCAUGGGUGUCCUCGGCUCUACCUUUGCCGGUGCCUUCCUCGCCCUCAGCGGUGGUGACAAGAAGGCCCAGCAAGGUCCUCCGGUCAACGCUGCUUCCAAGGACGAAGAAAAGUUCAUCCAGGACUUCAUCAAGAGCGUCGAAGGCGGCGACAGCAAGGCCAAGCACUAA
Messenger RNA from Talaromyces rugulosus, 222 nucleotides. RefSeq lists its product as uncharacterized. The coding region runs from base 1 to 222 and encodes 73 amino acids. Gene Ontology annotation, biological process: proton motive force-driven ATP synthesis. NCBI's taxonomy places the organism in Eukaryota, Fungi, Ascomycota, Eurotiomycetes, Eurotiales, Trichocomaceae. The transcript is spliced from 3 exons. The record is from RefSeq and is a predicted model, not a curated record.